AUGGCUAAGGCGUAUGAUCGUAUGGAAUGGCCUUUUCUGCGUAGAAUGAUGUUGGCUUUGGGUUUUUCUGUAGAGUGGGUGAACUUGGUUAUGCUAUGUGUGACCACUGUCUCCUACAAUUUUCUUGUGAAUGGUUCAAAUGCUGGUCAGGUUAUCCCCACGCGUGGUAUUCGGCAGGGAGACCUCCUAUCUCCCUAUCUGUUUAUCAUUUGUGCAGAAGGACUUUCUUUACUACUCCAGCAAGCUGAAACAAGGGGAGAUUUUCAUGGUUGUAGAGUGGCUAGGGGAGCACCACCGGUCUCUCAUCUGUUUUUCGUAGAUGAUAGCCUUCUGUUUUUUAAAGCAAACAUUCAGGAAGCGGGGGCUAUCAAGCAGAGCCUUACUGAUUAUGAAAAUAUGUUUGGACAGGCGGUGAAUUUUCAUAAGUAUAGUGUAUGUUUUAGUAGAAACACAUCUGUGAUGGACAGGGAUAGUGUGGCUGCAGUGUUGGGAGUAGUUCAGGCACCUAACUUUGGUAAAUACUUGGGCCUCCCUUCCUUUGUAGGAAGAAAUAAGAAAGCUGUAUUCUCAUAUAUUGAGGAUAAGAUUAAGCAAAGGAUUGGUUCGUGGAACAAGAAGCUCCUCUCGCAGGCAGGUAAGGAGGUUCUCCUUAAGAGUGUAGCCCAGUCUAUGCCUACAUUUGCAAUGAGUGUCUUUUUACUGCCUGACUCAGUCUGUGUUGCUAUUGAGAGAGCUAUGAAUCGUUACUGGUGGGGCUCUAGAGAUGGGAGAGGAAUACAUUGGAAGGCUUGGGACAAAUUGUGUGUUCCCAAGAAAUUUGGAGGUUUGGGUUUCAAGGAUUUAAGGGCAUUUAAUCUGGCAAUGUUGGGCAAGCAAGCCUGGAGAUUUCUCACAAGGCCCCAAUCAUUGGUGGCUCGUAUCUAUAAGGCCAGGUAUUUCCCUAAAACAACUUUUACUGAUGCAACACUGGGUACUUCCGCAAGUUAUUGCUGGCGAAGCAUUGUGGCAUCCCAUGAAUUAAUUUGCAGCGGGAUUAGAAGAAGAGUGGGGAAUGGAAAGUCAACUUUAAUAUGGGGUCACCCAUGGUUGCCUGAUGAACCUGAUCCAAUGGUACAGACUGCUAUGCCCCAUGAGCUGGAGGGCUCUAUGGUUUCAGGAUUGUUAGACCCGGCCACAGGUACAUGGGACCAUUCGAUCAUCCAUGACAUCUUUGAGCAUGAUGAUGUGACCCGUAUAUUGAAGGUGCCAGUAGCUCCUCACUAUGAGGACUCUUGGUUUUGGCAAGGAGACCCAAGAGGCAUCUACUCGGUUAAGGAUGGGUAUAAGCGUAUCAUGGGUGAAUAUCAUACUGCCCCGGGUAACUUUGAUAGAUGGCUACAUAUUUGGAAGAUUAAAUGCCCUGCAAAGUGGAGAAUUUUUCUAUGGAGAGCCCUCUCUAAUGUCCUCCCAACUACUACUAAUUUGAUUAUAAAGAGAGUGGAUAUUGAUCCAACAUGUCCAAUGUGUGGUGUUAUGCAUGAAAACAUAAUGCACUCACUUCUAUUGUGUGAGUUUUCAACAUUGGUGUGGAAUGAGUCUUCUUUACAUGUUCCUAGUGUGGGUGGGGAUGAGUUUGGUGUGUGGUUUGCUAAUGCAGUGUCCAUGCUAACGGAGGAGGAUGUUCUUAAUGUUGUAGCAGUUUUGUACCACAUCUGGAGGGCGCGCAACAAGGCCGUAUGGGAGGGCUCACUGCCUCGGCCGAAGAGCGUAUGGCGUGCAGCACGGGCAGCGACUGCUGCAUGGCGUCAGGUUCAUUCUGCUACAACACAUCACCAUCUGGCGCAAACAACGACAGCACCAGAAGGAGUCGCCGCUGCUGCUCAAUGUUUUGUCGAUGCGGCGUUUCUUCCUCAAACGAAAGCUGCAGCGAUGGGGGCAGUCCUGUUGACGCAGGAUGGAGUCUUCACCGCAGCCUUCAACAGACGCUUGCCAUCUUGUUUCUCACCUCUAAUGGCGGAGUCCCUAGCCUGCAAGGAAGCUCUAUCGUGGCUCAAGGACCGUGGUCUAACCUCGGUGCAUAUUUUCACGGAUUGCUCCACCCUUACAAGUUUGUUAACUACGUCUUCCACUAGUCCUUUUUCACAUGUUGGUUUUUCUGUUGAUGCCUCUAAGGCUAUUAUGUCGUCCUUUAUUAAUUGCUCUGUUAGUUUGAUUCCUAGAACUGCAAAUAGAGGGGCUCAUGUUCUUGCAACGAUGGCUCUCUCACAGUCUAUUUCUCUGUUUUGGGAUUCUAUUCCCCCUGACGCUAUUUCUGAGCGAUUUUAA
Ipomoea triloba (trilobed morning glory) is the source of this 2304-nucleotide messenger RNA. RefSeq lists its product as uncharacterized. The record is from RefSeq and is a predicted model, not a curated record. NCBI's taxonomy places the organism in Eukaryota, Viridiplantae, Streptophyta, Magnoliopsida, Solanales, Convolvulaceae. Gene Ontology annotation, molecular function: nucleic acid binding; RNA-DNA hybrid ribonuclease activity. The transcript has a single exon. The coding region runs from base 1 to 2304 and encodes 767 amino acids.